This is a messenger RNA of Symbiodinium natans, 1791 nucleotides long. The record is from the annotation of a GenBank genome assembly. NCBI's taxonomy places the organism in Eukaryota, Dinophyceae, Suessiales, Symbiodiniaceae.
AUGAGAAAGCUUGUGAAGAGGUUCCGGCUGGACGAGGCCGCGGAGUCCAAGCUCUGUGAGGUCAUGUCCAAGUGGGAUGAGGACAAGCAGUACAGGUACUACAAGGACCUGGCAAAAGUGCUUCGUGACGCUGUAAAGCCAUCUGCGACGGUCAUGAUCAUUGUGCAGCUUUGUUGGCAGUUGGCUCGGGUGCUUUGUGAGGACAGCAGCAGCAGUGAUACAGAUGACCCCAACCCGAGGCAGAAGCCGCUCAGCAGCAGCUCCAGAACUAAUCUUGCAGGGCUGGUGAAUCAGGCUCAAAUAUCCUGCCAAGGUCGCCUGGGAAUUGGCACGGGGCGCAUUUUUCCGUUUCUGUUCUUGUUGAUGUUCCGAUGUGUUCAGCAGUUCGUCCAUGCAGACUCUUUCAGGCUUCCGCAGGCGCUGUACCUGGACCUGGUGGCAACAACGGAUGCCCGACGGCCAGGCGAGGAGGCGUUCACGACCUCAUUGCCAUGGCUGCAAGAUGCAAGCAGCCAUCCGCAGGGCCGCUUCACUUCCCCUUCCGUAAUCUACCUUUUCCCGGGCAAGGAGAUGAAAGUUGGCAGGCAGCCGGAUGUGUGUUCGGUGGUCCUGGACUCCCCAGAGGUGCCGCAGAUGAUCAGCCGCUGCCACGCUAGACUGGUGGAUGCCGAAGGUAUUUGGGUUCUGACAGAUGAGAAGAGCCUGAAUGGCAUCCACGUGAACGACAUGAAGCUCACAGCGCCCAAGCUUCUGAGACAUGGUGAUUCCGUUUGCUUCGGCAGGAAGCUACAGGAACGACCCGUGUUCGACUAUGUCUUCGAAGAAAAAGGCCCACAAAAUCCAGAGCGAACAGGGAAAAGGAAACGAGAACCCCAAGCAGAUGCAGUAUGUGCAGUUGCAGUGGGCCAAGCUACUGCAGCUGCUAAGCACGCAGACGGUUCAAAGUGUACCAGUGCAAACUGGCCAGAAGGGAAGGCAAGCGGCGCAGGGGAGAUUCUUGACCUUGCUGAUGCAGAAGGGGAAAACGUGUUGCAGAAGGAGAUGAGCGAGCUUAUGAAGAACCAUGUGGCAAGGGUCGCACAAGACAGGCUGGAUCUGGAUGCCAGACGUGCAGAACUGGACGCCAAGUUCAAGCAGCUCGAAACUGAAAGGUCGCUGCAACAGCCUUCCGCAAAGGAUGCCAGCGCGGCCGCGGUUGAUCUCAAGGAUCUGCAAUCGGAGCUUGUGUGUUCCAUCUGCCGCGAUUGGAUUGUUCAUGCUUCUUCCAUAGAAUGCGGGCACAUGUUUUGCCGAGAGUGCAUCGAUGAGUGGCUCACGCGCAAAAACUUUCUGUGUCCAGUUUGUCGGGCCACGGUCAGACAAGUGCCAACUGCUGCCCGCACGCUUGAUAUGAUUGUUGAUAAGACCAUCCAGCAGAGCAGCAAGUCGGACAUACGGGAGUUUGAGAAGCGCGUCAAGAAGGCAGACGAGCUGCAAAGCCAACGACGGGUGGCAACGCGAGACUUGGAAGAGUCGGUGAAGCAAGCUAUUCGGAACAAGAAGACUUUCUUUCACAUCAACCAGAACUGGGGGAAAAAGGAGAAGAAAACAUUCCACGAUGGUGUCAAGCAAUACAUAUGCGAAGGGAGAGAAGCUUACUGUCAGCUUGUUGGCCUCACUGUCAGUUGGGUGUACAGCGCCGAUGACUCAAAACUCAAUCAGGCCUUGCACAACCUCGGCUUGCAAGACUUUGUUAGCAAGCCCGAGAAAGACAUUCGACAGAGACUCUUGAUGUUUUUGCAUUAUGGCUAG